Carlito syrichta (Philippine tarsier) is the source of this 734-nucleotide messenger RNA. RefSeq names its product melanoregulin (gene MREG). The transcript has 5 exons. NCBI's taxonomy places the organism in Eukaryota, Metazoa, Chordata, Mammalia, Primates, Tarsiidae. Gene Ontology annotation, biological process: melanosome transport; melanocyte differentiation. Gene Ontology annotation, cellular component: melanosome. The record is from RefSeq and is a predicted model, not a curated record. Bases 1 to 618 code for a protein of 205 amino acids.
AUGGCUGUGGGCAACCCGCUCUGCCUUAGAGCAUGGUCCCUCACCAUCCAGGUGAAAAACCAGAGCGCUGAUCGCAAUCUGUAUUCCUCAUUUGGAGCGACUCUGGCGAGGGAUGAUGAAAAGAAUUUAUGGAGUAUGCCUCAUGACGUGUCCCACACAGAAGCAGAUGACGACAGAACCCUGUACAAUUUAAUAGUCAUUCGUAACCAGCAGGCCAAAGAUUCCGAGGAGUGGCAGAAACUCAACUAUGAUAUCUAUACCCUGCGGCAAAUUCGAAGGGAAGUGAGAAACAGAUGGAAACGCAUUUUAGAAGAUUUAGGCUUUCAAAAGGAAGCAGACUCUUUGUUGUCAGUGACUAAGCUCAGCACCAUCAGCGAUUCUAAAAACACAAGGAAAGCUCGAGAGAUGUUGUUAAAACUGGCUGAAGAGACCAAUAUUUUUCCAACAAGUUGGGAGCUCUCAGAGAGGUAUCUCUUUGUUGUGGAUCGUCUCAUUGCGCUUGAUGCUGCAGAAGAGUUCUUUAAAAUUGCUAGACAAACGUAUCCCAAGAAGCCUGGUGUCUCAUGCCUGGCAGAUGGCCAGAACGAAAUGCACUACCUUCCAUUUCCAAGUCCCUAAGGAGAGGCUCAGAAGCACAGUGGGAAUUCUUCCAUGGAGACUUAACAGUCACCCAAAGUUGGACAGCUGCAUGUAGAAGAGAGUGAGCAAAUAAAGGGCUUGCUGAGUGAAAAAUG